AAUAAAGGUUGAGCACAUACAGUGCUUAUCUUCAAAUACACAUCUGUGAGUCUUGCAUCUGAUAAACAAGUCUAGACAGUGACUUAACUUGAGGCAUAAGACUAACUCAGCUAUUCAUCAAUUUCAGACCACCUGUCCUGAAUUUUUCUGUUUUAGGGCCUUGAUAAAGCAAACAUGUUUCCUCUCAUACAAAGAUGCUGCUUCCACACACCUUUCAAACUCCAGAAGUUAACUGCGCCGAGGCUACUGCUUUAUGGAAAGAAUAAGACAACUUGCUCUUCCCUUGGCCUCUGGCUGCAGAGAGAUGUGUGUCCUCUCUCAAGAUCUCCACACCUCAACGUAGCAUCGGUAUAUGCAGCCAAGCUUCAGGGUCUUCACACCUCUCUCCCAUCCUUCAAGAGGAAAACCCCCAAGGAAUCUGAGACCAAAGCCUCCGGUGUCUUGAAACGAAGCAUGGAAUCGCUAAAGGAUUCUCCCAAGCCAGCCCUGUACUUAAGCCUUGGAGGGCUGAUCCCUUUUGUUUCUAUACCGCUGUCAAUGGCCAUCCAAGGGACCUACUACCCAGAGCUGGCAUUUGCUCACAUAAUGUAUGGUGCUGUGACAGUCUCUUUUCUAGGAGGGAUGAGGUGGGGGUUUGCUCUCCCAGAAAACAGCCCGGCCAAGCCAGACUGGCUGAACCUGGGUAACAGUACCAUUCCUCCUCUACUUGCCUGUCAAGCCUUGCUCUUUAAAGAUGUCACUCCAGCUGCAGUAAUGCUAGUAAUGGCCUUGGGGAUAGCGCUGCAUUAUGACAUUUCCCUUCUUCCUACUUAUCCUAGAUGGUUUAAAGUACUGAGGGUAGUGGGAACACUGGUGAUGGUAUUCUCACUGUUAGCUACUGCAGCACUGAAGGCUGUUUCAGAGAUAGAGCAAAGUUACAGCAAGAAUGAAUGGCGGAGCACAAAGUAAUAGAUCAACAGGGAAAAAGCUGUUUAUCUGCCAGUAAGAGAUUUGUAUUGAGUUCCAGAAGAAGUAAAGACUUGUGCUUGGAAGUUGUAAGAUGGCAGGGAUCAUGAUGCUUAUUCAUGAAGCAAACAACUUAGCUAGUUUAGGAGGAAAGGAUUGUAAAUAGCAAUGUCUUCCAAGGCAGGCAUGAGUCUAUCCUUAUUUGUAGAACAAAGUAUCACUCUUGAGAUGCUACUGAAGUUAAAAUGGAGAUUCAAAUGACAUGGGUAUGAAUUGCUCUAUGCUGAAUCAUUAAAGUAUCUGGUGUAACUAUAAUGUGUGAUAAUAUUCUGUGGUGGGGAAAACAACUGUGUAGUCAUGCACAGUAAUGAGGUGAAAGUUCUAGUUUAGCGUUUAAAGCAGCAGCAGAGAAUUUUGUAAAAGUACACACAUGUUCAGUAAAUAUGUUGUGGAACAAAACUCGUUUCAACUGAGAAGGUGCUGAAUUUGCUAUGUGAUUAAGUGAUAGGCAAGAAAAGAUAGGCAAGGUCCAUUGGCAGGGGCAAGGUAAGGUAGAACUCACCUUGUCAUCCAGGUGCUCUGACAGGCUGGGGACAGCUAGAAUCAUGGAAUGGUUUGGAUUGGAAGGGUUCUUAAAGGUCACCUUGUUCCACCCGCCUGCCAUGGGCAGGAACACCUUCCACUUGAUCAAGUUGCUCAAAGCCUCGUUCAACCUGGCCCUGAACACUGCCAGGGAUGGGUCAGCCACAGCUUCUCUGGGUAACCUGUUUGUCUCAGAGCAAGCAGAAGUGGACUUGUAGCCUGCAAGCCCUCCAUGAUGAGCCAAUUACUG
Pezoporus flaviventris is the source of this 1777-nucleotide messenger RNA. It is a transcript of the gene TMEM69, whose product is annotated as transmembrane protein 69. The transcript is spliced from 2 exons. The coding region runs from base 175 to 948 and encodes 257 amino acids. The record is from RefSeq and is a predicted model, not a curated record. NCBI's taxonomy places the organism in Eukaryota, Metazoa, Chordata, Aves, Psittaciformes, Psittacidae.